Aspergillus niger is the source of this 525-nucleotide messenger RNA. RefSeq lists its product as uncharacterized. The transcript is spliced from 5 exons. The record is from RefSeq and is a predicted model, not a curated record. The coding region runs from base 1 to 525 and encodes 174 amino acids. Lineage: Eukaryota; Fungi; Ascomycota; Eurotiomycetes; Eurotiales; Aspergillaceae.
AUGUCUUUUCCAGUAUUUGCCUUUUGGACGCACAAUGAUGGGGUGAAGGAGAUCGGAGACGCGCCGUGGAUAAUUGGGCCGGCAGCAGCCGCAGUCUCCGCCCAAAACAGCGACGCCAACGUCACUCAUCCCGAGCUCUCCCCAGCGCCCCCAACCUCAUCUCCUUCCAACUUCAUGACCAUGAACGCGUGCAAGAGAAUGUUGCCCGGCCUGCGCUCCGUCGCAACCAAGUCGGUAUUUGUCCCGGCGCGGAGCUUUUCGGUCUCUUCUCCCUUCAUGAGGGAAGCUGCUCCCACUCUGCCUACGAAGAAGCCCGUGGGCGCAUUUCGCGGAGGUCUCUUUGGGUUCCUUACUGGCGCGAUUGCUGCCAGCGCCGGAGUCUACUUCUAUAUCCUGGGCGAGUACAGGAUCGCGAACGAGAUGCUGACAGAAGAUAUCAUCGCUCUUCAAGGAGCUACACAAAAGCUGCAGACGUACAUUGGGGAACUAGAAAGGAAGGUCGACCAGUUGCAGAAGAAGAAAUAG